AUGGCGGAUGGUCCCAUCCGCUGGCUUGACGUGUCCGGCCGACGGAGUGUUCAGGCCGACCUGACUCACAUUAGCGCGCUCAUCGAUAUGGAGCUACAGGUGUUGGAGACUCAGGAUUCCAUCUACCGAAGGGCCUUGGAUUCCGCGGGUGUGAACCAUGAGAUCAUGCCCAUGCUGGAGGCCCUGGAGCAGGUCCUGCGACAGCAGCAGGCCUCCUUCACAUCCAUGGAGGCCUUGAAGGAUCAACACCGGCUGUGGCAAUCUGCGGUGGAGGACAUGAAGACGAUGUACGGCAGCGCAGAGCUGCUCACUCAAGUGAACUCCCCACCGGGCGCCUUGCCCAUCCGCCUGGCCGUCGAGCCCGAAGCUCCGGAGCCCGAAUCUCCGGAGCCCGAAGCUCCGGAGCCCGAAGCUUUGGAGCAGACGUCGGAGACGUCUCGCGCCGCCGAACCCCCCGCACUCGCGGAGUCGCCACGCGGCGCGUCCCGGGCGCAGAGUGUGCGGAGCAGGGACUCGCCAUCGCGGAUGCGGCUGCAGACCCUCCGGAAGUCGAUGCGGGGUCGGAUGCCCAAGCUGCUGGAAGAGGUCUUGUUCGACACCGCCACUUCAGUCUACGUGCAAACCUCAUGGUGGGAAGCAAAGCGGAGGGGCUUAGAGGCUCCGCUGUGGAUCAGUCUCACUGUGGACCUCUCGCGCCAAGAGCGCUACGACAAGGAGUUGGACGAGAGCUACUGGCGAAGAGUUGAGGAAGCAGAGCGUGCAGACGACAGUCUGAGGGCUUUAGAGAGGAGUGAGAAGCUGAUCAAUUUGACCACCACUUUGAUCUGGCUACGGAAGACAGUGCAAUUGCAGGCCUACGAGGCCGACAGCACUGCCCCAGCGGCGGAAGAGAUUGACGAGGAAGAUCGAGUGAUUGGUGAAAUCUUUGCCAAACAUGUGGUUGAAGAUGACCUCAAGUUGGGUGUGAUCACCAAGAACAUGAAGGACAAUUCAUUGAAGGAACACCGGAUUCGGUCCACGGUUCCAGCGCAGCGGAGUUGUUCCAAGAUGAAGAAGUACCACCAGAAUCAGGUUGCGGAGGAAGAUCCUCAGCCAGAGGGAGGCAUCAGAAAUCCUAGACGCAAACGUGACCCACCUACAGUGUCCAAAGAUGAGAUGGAUGAGCGCGAGCUCACCCACGCAGCGCGGCAGGUUCGUUGUUUGAGGCACCACUUCUUGACAGUGUGCCCCGCUUUGACGAUGACCUACGGCCACAAGUUGGCUGGUGAAAGCGAAGUCUACUCAGUCUACUCCUUAGUCCGUGGAGGGGCGCAAGGGCUUCAGAUGAACCAGCCGACUAUGGUGUCACAAGAAUGCCAGACAGAAGAAGCCAGAUUGGGAAUGGAGACUAGGUUUUAUGUCACCGGAGACAAGGCUGACAUAGUUUGGAACAUUGGCAGCGGCAACCAGCUGCGGCAGCUCAUGAGAGUCUUCAGCGGUCUCGUGCUAGGCCUUCAGCUGAGGACAUGGACUGAAGAGAGGCUUUUUGAGUUUUGCACCGGCCUCAUCAUUGCGGCAAAUAUUGCCUUGAUUGGUGUGGAAGCUGAGAUGUCACUGUUGGGCCAUAACACUUCAUGGGCCACCACCAGUGAGCAAAUCUUCCUCACCAUCUACACUGUGGAACUGUUUUUGCGCGCGGUGGUUGGCCGCUGGUCCGUGUUUCGCAGCAAUUGGUUCUUGUUGGACCUGGUGCUGGUGGUUGUGGGCUUGCUGGCGCUGGUGGUGAUCCCUAUCUUUGAGCGCUCGGAAAAUGCUCAAAAGGGUUGGGAGCAGAUUUUGAUCAUUCGAGGUCUCCGACUCCUGCGCCUAGCACGCGUCUUGCGCAUGGUGUGGCGGUUCAAGGUGAUUUGGCGCUUGGUCUCUGGACUGCUGACCGCCUGGGAUACUAUGGUGUCCACCACCAUUUUGAUCUCCAUUUGGCUGUACAUCUUCGGCUGCGUGGCAAUCGAGGUGAUUACGGCGGACACAGAUCUCCAGAGCAACAGCGACACUGCGCAAAUCGUGGACUACUACUUCUCCAGCCUUCCACGAGCCACCCUGACCUUGUUACAGUUUGUAACGAUGGAUGCCAUUGCCAACGUCUACUAUCCGCUGGUCGUUUCAAAACCGGUCCUGAUCAUCUACUUCCUCCCGCUGCUGAUGUUUCUUUCGAUUGCGUUGAUGAACUUGAUCACAGCAGUUUUGGUGGAGCACGCGUUGGAGCAUGCAUCACAAGAGGCAGAACUGGCACGGCUCAAGAAAAAGCAAGAGAUCAAGGCGACGUUGCCUGACUUGCUGGAGGUGUUUUGCACACUUGACGUGGAUUCCAGCGGCUGUUUGACACGGCAAGAGAUCACCAAUGUGCCCCUGACGGUACUUCCACCGAAGGUCUUGGAGAACGUCUCCGUGGAGAGCAUGGAAGACCUCUUUGAAAUGUUGGAUGUAGAUGGUGGGGGCAGCCUCACUCAGGCUGAGUCGCUCGGAGCGGGUGCCAGGCCUUUUUGUCCUCUUUUUUGGCACAGGAAAGAUCCAGAUCCCAAUCUACGCAUGGAUGACAGUAGAUGUUCUGAACAAACUGUGUAUAUAUAA
Molecule: messenger RNA, 2607 nt
Organism: Durusdinium trenchii
Lineage: Eukaryota; Dinophyceae; Suessiales; Symbiodiniaceae
Source: the annotation of a GenBank genome assembly